Molecule: messenger RNA, 1113 nt
Organism: Ilex paraguariensis (yerba mate)
Lineage: Eukaryota; Viridiplantae; Streptophyta; Magnoliopsida; Aquifoliales; Aquifoliaceae
Source: the annotation of a GenBank genome assembly
AUGGGACUCCAAGAGAUGUCAAACGACGACGCACACCACUCUCUCUCCAAACCCUCCACAAUCGGCUCCUCCGUAAUCCCAAUAAUCAACAAGCUCCAAGACAUAUUUGCUCCUCUCGGCGGCACCGAACUCUCCCAAAUACGCCUCCCUCAGGUGGCCGUAAUCGGUAGCCAGAGCAGCGGCAAGUCCAGCGUCCUCGAAGCCCUCGUCGGCCGCGACUUCCUCCCCCGUGGCUGCGGUAUCUGCACUCGCAGACCCCUCGUUCUUCAGCUGGAAAAUCGGCCGGUCCAGUCCGAUUCGGAUGAUAAUCGGGAAUGGGGCGAGUUUGGGCAUUUGCCCGGAAAGCGAUUCUACGAUUUCUCGAAAAUUCGCCGCGAAAUUCAGGCUGACACUGAAAAACAAGCAGGAUUUAGCAAAGGAGUUUCAGAUAAACAAAUUCGAUUAAAAAUUUCCUCUCCAAAUGUUCUCAAUAUAACUCUUGUCGAUCUGCCAGGGAUUACUAAGGUUCCUGUGGGAGAUCAACCCAGUGAUAUAGAAACAAGAAUCAGGAAGAUGAUAAUGUCGUAUAUCAAACAGGAAACAAGUAUCAUAUUGGCUGUUAGUCCUGCAAAUUCAGAUUUGGCAACUUCUGAUGCAUUACAGAUGGCUAAAGAGGCAGAUCCGAAUGGUUCUCGGACAAUUGGUGUAAUUACCAAGUUAGAUAUAAUGGACAAGGGUACCGAUGCUCGGCACUUUCUGCUUGGCAAAGUCAUUCCACUUCGCCUAGGAUAUGUUGGUGUUGUGAAUCGCAGUCAAGAGGACAUUAAUAAGAACCGUAGCAUUGCUGAAGCACUUGCAUAUGAGGAGCAGUUCUUCCAUGAUUAUCCUAUAUAUAGAGGUCUCUCUGACCGAUGCGGCAUCCCCCAAUUAGCAAAGAAGUUGAAUGAGGAGUUUACUGCCUUCAUGUCUCAGUUCAAAGCUAUAGUUUUUUGCACAUCCCCAUUAUGUGAGAUGCAUACUUGGGGCCUUCUAUGGUUGGGCAUUCAACGGUUGGUUGGUGCUGCUAGGAAGGUAUGGAGGAUAGCCCCUCUUUGCUUGUCUGGUGCUUAUAAGAGAGGAAAUAGAAGGGCGUGA